Molecule: messenger RNA, 2994 nt
Organism: Nymphaea colorata (pocket water lily)
Lineage: Eukaryota; Viridiplantae; Streptophyta; Magnoliopsida; Nymphaeales; Nymphaeaceae
Product: conserved oligomeric Golgi complex subunit 5
Exons: 4
Coding region: 119-2656 (845 amino acids)
Biological process (GO): intra-Golgi vesicle-mediated transport
Cellular component (GO): COG complex
Source: RefSeq, a predicted model, not a curated record
CUCGGCUUGAGAGAGGGCGAUGGCCAUGGCUUCUGCGCGAUCCUGUAAUCAGGAAAUUCUGAAUUCGAUGCAAUUUAAGAUGAGGAACUGAGGAGAGAGAGAGAGCAUUGCCGCUAGAAUGGCUUCUGCAACGGCGACAAUUCAAACAACAGUUUCCACGCCUACAUCUCCACUCCAUUCGCCUCUCUCUGCCACCGCAGUGGCGGCCCUUUCUCCCUUCGCGGCCUCCGCUGCUGCUGCCGCCGCUGCCGCUUCUGGCCCUUCCCCUCUGGAGGCCUUUAAAUCCGACCCCAUCUUCUCCCCUUUUCUCUCCCCUGACUUCAACCCCGCCGCCUUCUCCGCAUCUGCCCUCUCGGCCGGCUCCGCCGCCUCCAGCUCCGAGCAUCUACAGAAUGCCAUCCGCCUCCUCCAUCAGCACCUCCGCUCUCAGAUCCUCCACCGCCACCACCAUCUCCUCCGCCAGCUCUCGUCCAUUUCAGACUGCAACUCCUCCCUCACCCUCAUCCGCUCCUCCGUCUCCAGCCUUCAAUCGUCGCUCACCCGUCUCCGAUCCGAUGUCUCGGCUCCCUUCCGCCUCAUCCGCCUCCAGACUCUGCAGCUCUCCAAUCUUAACACCACCAUCGAACUCCUCCAAUCCACCGUCCGCCUCCUCCGGCAGACUCAGAAGCUCAGAUCCCUAAUGCAGACCCCUGAUUUCGACGUCUCCAAGGCCGCCCAGCUCUAUAACGACAUCCAAAUCCUCCGCCGGGAGGGCGACCUCUCCGGGAUUACCGUCGUGGACGACGAGCUAGGGUUCUUGACUGAGGCCGCCACGGGACUGCGGGCAGAGGGUAUCAAGGUCCUUGAGAGGGGCAUGGAUGGCCUGAAUCAAGCCGAAGUUGGCAGUGGAUUGCAGGUGUUCUACAACAUGGGGGAAUUGAAGACCACGGUGGAGGCGAUAGUGAGCAAGUAUAAGAAUAUGGGAAUUAAGAGCAUCGGAGCCGCGCUGGAUAUGAAGGCAAUCUCGGGAUCAGGUGGUGGUAGUAGCGGUGGCCGGGGGUUCGGACCGGGCGCGGUGCAGAGGAGCGGUCUGCCGCAGAUUGGUGGAGGUGGGAGAGCGAGGGAAGGUCUAUGGCUGAGAAUGGGGAAUUGUAUGGACCAGUUGCAUUCGGUCGUCGUCGCUGUGUGGCACUUGCAGAGGGUUCUCUCGAAGAAACGGGAUCCUUUUACCCAUAUCCUGUUCCUCGAUGAGAUCUUAAUGGAAGGUGAGCAAACAUUAACAGAUAGAGUUUGGGAAGCACUUGUGAAAUCCUUUGCAACCCAAAUGAAGUCAGCUUUCACAACAUCAAGUUUUGUGAAGGAAAUAUUUACUACAGGUUACCCUAAGCUUUACUCUAUGAUAGAGAAUCUGCUUGAAAGAAUUUCACGUGACACUGGUGUGAAGGGUGUUCCACCGGCUGUUGGUCUUGAUGGAAAAGAUCAGAUGAUUACUGCCAUUGAGCCAUUCCAGAUGGCCUUUCUGGCUCUCUGCUUGAGCCGCCUGUCAGAUCUUGUCAAUAAUGUGUUUCCAGUGUCUGCUCGUGGAAGUGUUCCUUCAAAAGAUCACAUGUCAAAAAUCAUCUCACGGAUCCAGGAGGAAAUUGAAGCCGUUAAACUGGAUGGCCACUUGACCCUUCUGGUUUUACGUGAAAUUGGCAAAGUGUUGCUGUUGUUAGCAGAAAGAGCUGAAUACCAGAUAUCAACUGGCCCUGAGUCUCGGCAAGUUACAGGACCUGCAACUCCUUCACAACUUAAAAAUUUUAUGCUAUGUCAGCACUUGCAAGAAGUUCACUCACGUGUGACAUCCAUGGUAUUGGGGCUGCCAGCUGUUGCUGCUGAGGUUCUAUCUGCAUCCUUGGGUGCUAUAUAUGGAGUCGCCUGUGAUUCUUUAACAUCGUUGUUUCAAGCCAUGGUAGAGCGUCUUGAGAGCUGCAUCUUACAGAUUCAUGAUCAGAAUUUUGGUGAUCAGAGUACCGAUUCAGCAGAUAAUGCAACAUCCGGUUACAUGGAUGAACUACAAAAGGCCAUAAUUCACUUAAGAACUGAAUUUCUAUCUAGGCUGCUGCCUUCAUCCAUGUCAAAUGCUGUUGGCACAACUACAGAGACAAUUUCUUCCAGGCUUAUCAGGAGAAUGGCUUCUCGAGUUCUAGUAUUCUUUGUAAGACAUGCUUCACUUGUCAGACCUCUUUCUGAGAUGGGAAAACUGAGAAUGGCAAAGGAUAUGGCAGAGCUGGAACUGGUGGUGGAGCAGAAUUUGUUUCCGGUCGAGCAGCUAGGUGCACCAUAUCGUGCUCUUCGUGCUUUACGACCUGUUAUAUUUUUGGAAACAUCCCAGUUGGUUGCAUCACCACUUCUGCAAGAACUACCUCCUAGCAUAAUUCUUCACCACCUUUACUCCCGAGGUCCAGAUGAUUUGCAGUCACCAAUGCAGAGGAACAGGCUUACCCCUUCACAAUACUCACUAUGGCUGGAUUCCCAAGGUGAGGAUCAGAUAUGGAAAGGGAUCAAAGCCACUCUUGAUGAUUAUGCUGCUAAUGUUAGAAGCAGAGGGGAAAAGGAAUUCAGCCCAGUUUAUACUAUUAUGCUUCAAAUAGGCUCAUCCUUGUCUGCAACUACCGCACCUUCACAUGAAACUUGAGAGGAUUACUUGUGAAUCUGAUAGUGGAGGUUAUCAAUUUUUGGCUAUACGAUGAUUCAAGUGUGGUCACAUCUGUGGUUUAUCUCAUUUUAUACCAACAGGAUUAGGCUUAUCUUAGCAGACAUAAACAUCCGGCAACCAUUUACUGAGUAGGUUCGGGUUUCAUCUGGUUUGAUCUGCUUACCAUUGCACAUGCAAUUUUUGAGCACCUUGCUGAACUUCACUGCUAAGGUCCAUUCCAGAGUUGUAAUCUUCUGUGUUGUGGCCUGUGGACCUGAUAGAUUUUUUAUGUGUUUAUACUCUUUGGCAAUUAAUAAUGUUCCAAGUGAUUUGUGUCA